AUGAGCAAAGCUAUAGCCAAGUACCCCACUCGACAACUCGGUCGCAAUGGACCCACGGUCAGUGCCGUUGGUUAUGGUGCUAUGGGCAUAGGAGCCUGGUAUGGCAAGACUGAUGAACAGGAGACUAUGAAAGCACUCACCUGCGCUGCCGAUCGCGGCCUGACCUUCUGGGACACUGCCGACGUCUAUGGGAACUCCGAGGAGAUACUGGGGAAAUGGUUCAAGGACACCGGACGUCGCGCCGAGAUAUUCCUUGCGACAAAAUUCGGAUCGUUCGACACGACUCCGGGUGCCGAGAACAAGUAUAAAUCCAAUAGCAAGCCCUCGUAUAUCAAGCGUCAACUCGAGAACUCCCUCAAGGAGUUGCAGACGGAAUGGAUCGAUCUCUACUAUCAGCAUCGUGUCGACAGCGAGGUCCCCAUCGAAGUCGUGCUAGAGACUCUGCGCCCGUACAUCGAGAGCGGCAAGAUCAAGUAUCUUGGCUUGAGCGAGUGUAGCAUCGAUGUCCUGCGGCGCGCCAGAGCCGUCCCGGGUGUUGGGGAAAAGAUCAUUGCUGUCCAGAUGGAAUACAGCCCGCUCGAGCUGGGAAUUGAGACAUCUGGAUUUGUCGCAGCUGCGCGUGAGCUCGGCGUCGGCAUUGUCGCAUACUGCCCUCUAGGACAAGGUGUCAUGAGCGGAAAAUACAAAUCCCCUAAAGACUUUGCGCAAGACGAUCUCCGACUGAUGCUACCCCGCUUCAGCGAGGAAAACUUCCCCAAAGUGCUAGAGCUUGUCGACAGAUUCAGUGACGUGGCCGCAAAGUACAACGCGACCUCAUCACAAGUGACGCUUGCCUGGAUCCUCGCACAGCACCCCGACUUCGUUCCUAUCCCUGGGACACGAUCUGUCCAGCGCCUCGAGGAGAAUGCGAAGGGUGGGGAGAUCCAGCUCAAGGACGAGGACGUGAAAGCACUCGGAGUGGCGAUUGAUACCGUUGGCAUGCGUUGCCCGCGAUUCCCAGAAGGAUUUAUCUACGCCUGGUCCGAUAGCUGCAUACCUCUUAGCGAGUGGAAGGGCGAAUAG
Molecule: messenger RNA, 1062 nt
Organism: Fibroporia radiculosa
Lineage: Eukaryota; Fungi; Basidiomycota; Agaricomycetes; Polyporales; Fibroporiaceae
Exons: 6
Coding region: 1-1062 (353 amino acids)
Cellular component (GO): cytoplasm
Source: RefSeq, a predicted model, not a curated record